AUGAGGCUACUUGUUUCCAAACUAAAAGUUUUGCACAUAACUGCCGAAGGCUCCCCGGAUAAUCUAGUAAAAACUAUAUGCUGUGAACCAGUCACCGAAGAGUGCUUACAAAGGCUUUGUGAGCAAUGCCAUCAUAAAGAAUUGAUGGUGGAUGUAUAUGACGAGGAUGAAAAUUCCUCUCUUGAAAAAUGGAUUACUCAGAGAGAGGUUCAAGGUCUGCUCCGGGAAAAAUACCGCUACGUGGUGCACACGUGCGAAAUAAUUUCAUUUAUGAACCGGUCCAAUUUUCUCGAGCACUUUGUACUACAUUGCCAUUAUGGGGUGGGAGCUUCCUACAGAACUUCCCGAAGUUUCCCAACAUUUGCUUCUGUAAAGGAAGUUUCCAAACUAUUUAUUCGACUCAAAGCAGGAAAAAGAGAAAUGUUGGAUUACCUCUUUCUUACAAAAGGAAAUUUUGUUUAUCACUUGCUAAACAGGAUCCCAUUCAGCGAGCCCUCCAAAAAUCCAGUGGCAUUCAUUACUUUCUUGGAUAACGGCAACUUGAUCAAGUCGACCCAAUUGGGUCAAGAGUUAUGGACCUCCAAGCUGUUUUUUUACAACAGAUAG
Messenger RNA from Brassicogethes aeneus, 606 nucleotides. NCBI's taxonomy places the organism in Eukaryota, Metazoa, Arthropoda, Insecta, Coleoptera, Nitidulidae. The record is from the annotation of a GenBank genome assembly.